AUGUCUGAUUCUACAUCUUUUGAGGAUUUAAAUGUUUCGGAGAAUCUUUUAAAAGGAAUUUAUUGCUAUGGAUUUGAAAUGAUGCUUCCCUCCCAAAUAGCCAUCUUGAAAUCUUUUGAAUCAACGAAAUCUUGCACACUAGUUCAAUGGAUUGCAGGAUCAGGGAAAACUAUUGGAUUGAUAAUUAAAGUAUUGAAACAUGUUGAUUUUUCAAAGAAGGAUGAUCAAUUGCAAGGUUUAGUUCUAGUUCCGAACGAGUUUUUGGCCUAUCAAGUAAGAAGUGCUAUGCUUGCUCUUGCUGAUUUUAUUCAAGAGGCGAAAAUUUCUAGUGAUUGGAGAGAAAAUCCAAGAAUUUUGAUUACCACUCCAGAAUUAGCAAUUAAGAAGAAUAGAAUUAAUUUUACUAGUUUGGAAAUUCUUGCAAUUGAUGAAAUGGAUAUCAUGUUAGAGAUUGGAUGUGGAAGAAGAAAGUGUAUUAAGAGUAUUUUCAAUCAACUCCCAAAAGGAUGUGAAAUUCUGGGAACUGGUUUGAGAAUGUUACCCAAAGAAUGUUACAUGUAUGAUGAUUAUUUGAAGGAUUCACUUAUUAUUACAUUCGAUCAAAGAGAGAAGCAGUUGGGAGAUAAUAUUUAUGAGAAUUUCGUCUAUUGUCCAAAAAUGGAUCAAAAGCUCAGCUUGCUACAAUCCAUUCAAAAUGGAACUGUCUCUACGGUACUAUUCUGCAAUACCUACUCCAGAGCAGAGCAGUUUCAUGUCAUUCUAAAAGAUUCAAUAUUUCCCUCCCUAUUGGUUGUUCCUCAGUGUGGGAAAUUACAUCAACUGUAUUAUGAAUCGUUGUAUUUGAUUGGCACUCAUGAUGAUUGGUAUGGAAUUGACAUGCAGUGGUGCGAAUUGGUUGUGCAUUUUGAUGUCAUUUGUGAUAAGGCAAUUAGUAGAAUGCGAUCUGGAAGAUGUAGAAGAAGAGGAAAAGCAUUGUAUCUUCCCUCAACAUUGGAAGAAUUGGAUUUUGUGUGUGAAUUGCUUUAUGGAUCACCAAAUUGUAAAUAUCAUAGAAUCAUGCUGAAAAAUUCAAAAUAUUACGAUGUUUGCAUCAAUUUUGAGAUGGAUUUAAAAAAUUGA
Naegleria gruberi is the source of this 1119-nucleotide messenger RNA. RefSeq lists its product as uncharacterized. Lineage: Eukaryota; Heterolobosea; Eutetramitea; Acrasida; Naegleriidae. Gene Ontology annotation, molecular function: nucleic acid binding; ATP binding. Bases 1 to 1119 code for a protein of 372 amino acids. The record is from RefSeq and is a predicted model, not a curated record. The transcript has a single exon.